UCAGUCAACGGCACAACAUUCAUCAUGAAAUCUACUUUGGUCCUUCUGGCUUUGGCUCUAGCCACCACCAUCGUUCGGGCUCAGACUACCGCCGAUCCAGCUUUGACCACAGUUGAUCCCGCUGCCACCACUGCUGAUCCUACAGCUACCACGGCUGCCCCUGUUGUCACCACAGUUGACCCAGCUAGUACCACAGUCGCUGCUACCACUGUUGAUCCUGCUCUUACCACAGUUGAUCCUACAGCAACUACUGCCGCUCCUGCAGUAACCACGGCUGCCCCUGUGGUUACCACAGUUGAUCCUGCAGCUACCACCGUUGCUCCAGCUGUCACCACUGCUGCUCCCGCUGUCACCACUGCUGCUCCCGCUGUCACCACUGCCGCACCCGCCGCUACCACAGUUGCACCUGCUGUAAGCACAGUCGCUCCGAAGUCCCCCACCAUCACCAGAACCAUGCGUCCCCGUAAGCACUCGUCUGAGAAGAAGCGCUCGUCCAAGGAGCUGCGCUUCGGCGGACGUAAGUCCUUCGAGAAGGUAUCGAAGGAGCGUCUCCAGGGACGCAAGGCGUACGAGAAGGCAUCCAAGGAGCGUUCCGGCAAGCGGGGUUAAGUGACUUCGACAUUGUAAUUUGAGUAAAUAAA
Molecule: messenger RNA, 641 nt
Organism: Culex quinquefasciatus (southern house mosquito)
Lineage: Eukaryota; Metazoa; Arthropoda; Insecta; Diptera; Culicidae
Product: probable beta-glucosidase btgE
Exons: 2
Coding region: 25-609 (194 amino acids)
Source: RefSeq, a predicted model, not a curated record